GUUAACGUCCUCUAUAAUUAAGCAAAGAUGGAAGAUGAUUAUUAUGCUUUGCUUGGGAUUCCAUCAACAGCAAAUGAUGAGAUGAUACAGAGAGGGUAUAGAAAAGCAGCACUUCGAUAUCAUCCAGAUAAGAAUAAAGAAGCAUCUGCUAUAGAAAUAUUUCAUAAAAUAGCACUUGCAUUCGAUGUUUUAAGUGAUCCAGUAUCUCGCUCUAGUUAUGAUUCUAGUAGGGAAUCUUGGCUUGCUAAAAAGCGAAAGUAUGAAGCAUUAGAUAAAGAAAGAAAGCGAAUGAUAGAUGAGCUUGAGCGGUGGGAUAAAGAGGCUAAGCUUCGAAAAAUUAAGUCAGAGACAGCAAUGGAUGCUACUUUACGUAAGCUUCAGGAAGAAGGAGCUGCAUUACGUAAGAAAAAGGAAGAAGCUUUAAAAGUACAAAGAGAAGCAGAGAGGCAAUCAGAAAGUGUUAAGGAUGAGAAAGUGUCAAAAGCGAAGGAAGAAAAAAGUAGAUUUACAGCGGAAGAUAGGACAAUUAAAGUGCGGUGGCGUCGAGAUCAAAUCACAUUAGACAAGAAUAGACUAAUAAAUGCAUUUGAAAGAUUUGGAAAAAUUGAAGAUGUACUUUUGAAGGAUUUAAUGGACAAUACAAAGAAAAAAAAACUUAUUGUAGCAUUAAUUGUAUUUAAAUCAGUUGUUUCUGCGCAUGCUGCGAUAUCUGAAGCGUCUUUGCUGGCAGAGACGCCAUUUAUACAUUUGAAAGAUGUUUCUUGGGCAAAACAAGCACCUGAUUUAACCGGAAUAUCAGAACAUGUAACAUUAAAUGAAACUCCUGAUCCAAACAUUUCAAAAAAUAUACCUUUAUCACGUUCAAAUACUAUGCCCAGUUUAAAUCAAAACCAUUUGGAUUAUCAAAAUAUAAUAUUAAUGCGAAUGAGAGAAGCCGAACGGGAAAAACUCGCAAAUGAUAUUUUACAAUCAGAUAAUCAAAUUUAAUUAAAAAACAUUUUUACAUC
Molecule: messenger RNA, 1007 nt
Organism: Pneumocystis murina B123
Lineage: Eukaryota; Fungi; Ascomycota; Pneumocystomycetes; Pneumocystales; Pneumocystaceae
Exons: 4
Coding region: 28-987 (319 amino acids)
Biological process (GO): spliceosomal complex disassembly
Cellular component (GO): spliceosomal complex
Source: RefSeq, a predicted model, not a curated record